AAAGCUAAAUUCCCAGGAGGAAUUAAAGUUGACGAUAAAACAAUAAAGAGAUUAAUGAGAGUCUUUGAUAUUGAUAUGUCAGGAUCAAUUGGAUUCUUUGAAUUCCUUGCUUUAUGGAAUUUCAUGAACCUUUGUAAUGAAACAUUUAAACACUUUGAUGCUGAUAAAAGUGGAAGUCUUGAUGUCAAUGAAUUAAUCAAAGCUCUUCCAAUGCUUGGAUUCAAUUGCAAUAAGAGAUCAGUUGAUGUCUUAUUGAAAAUGAACGGUUCAUCAUUGGGAUCUAAGAAAGUUUCAAAGAACCAAUUCAUUAGUACUGCUGCUUAUCUUGGACAAUGCAGAAGUAUUUACCAAAAGACUUUCAAUAUGAAGAGAGAAGAAAUUGAUAAUGCUGAAUUCGAUAAGUUCGUUAAUUUAGUUCUUGCACUUUCAGGCUAAUUGCGGUAUUAAUUUACCUUCAUUGAACUCUC
Messenger RNA from Entamoeba histolytica HM-1:IMSS, 467 nucleotides. RefSeq names its product Grainin 2. Bases 55 to 435 code for a protein of 126 amino acids. Gene Ontology annotation, molecular function: calcium ion binding. NCBI's taxonomy places the organism in Eukaryota, Evosea, Mastigamoebida, Endamoebidae. The transcript has a single exon. The record is from RefSeq and is a predicted model, not a curated record.